Carassius gibelio (silver crucian carp) is the source of this 2333-nucleotide messenger RNA. RefSeq names its product BTB/POZ domain-containing adapter for CUL3-mediated RhoA degradation protein 3-like. Gene Ontology annotation, cellular component: Cul3-RING ubiquitin ligase complex. The transcript has 7 exons. Gene Ontology annotation, biological process: negative regulation of Rho protein signal transduction; protein ubiquitination; proteasome-mediated ubiquitin-dependent protein catabolic process. Gene Ontology annotation, molecular function: ubiquitin-protein transferase activity; protein binding. NCBI's taxonomy places the organism in Eukaryota, Metazoa, Chordata, Actinopteri, Cypriniformes, Cyprinidae. The coding region runs from base 126 to 1067 and encodes 313 amino acids. The record is from RefSeq and is a predicted model, not a curated record.
CGUUCAUGUAUUUGCUCCAAACAGCCAAUAAGCGCGUGAUCUGAAGCGUCGUGCACGAGUCUGGUUCGCGACCGGAAGUGAUCUAAUUCCCGUUCCAAGAGGCCCGAAAGACUCGGGGAAUUUCUAUGGAAGAGAUGUCAGGAGACAGUGUGGUGAGCUCAGCUGUGCCGGCAGCUACAACACGGACAACCUCCUUCAAGGGGUCCAGUCCCAGUUCCAAAUAUGUGAAGCUGAAUGUCGGGGGAGCGCUGUACUACACCACCAUGCAGACCCUGACCAAGCAGGACACCAUGCUGAAGGCCAUGUUCAGUGGCCGUAUGGAAGUCCUUACUGAUAGUGAAGGCUGGAUUCUGAUUGACAGGUGCGGGAAGCACUUUGGGGCCAUUCUGAACUACCUGAGAGACGGAGUCGUCCCGUUGCCUGAGAGCCGGAGGGAGACGGAGGAGUUACUGGCAGAGGCAAAGUAUUACCUGGUGCAAGGCCUGGUGGAUGAGUGUCAGGCGGCAUUACAGAACAAAGAUGCGUAUGAACCAUUCUGUAAAGUUCCACUGGUGACAUCAUCUAAAGAGGAACAGAGGCUCAUUGCCACUGCAAAUAAGCCUACAGUCAAACUGCUGUACAACAGGAGCAACAAUAAAUAUUCAUAUACAAGCAACUCUGAUGACAACAUGUUGAAGAACAUUGAGCUGUUUGACAAGCUGUCUCUGAGGUUCAACGGCCGAGUGCUUUUCAUCAAGGAUGUGAUCGGUGAUGAGAUUUGUUGCUGGUCCUUUUACGGCCAGGGCAGGAAGAUUGCAGAGGUGUGCUGCACGUCAAUAGUCUACGCCACUGAGAAGAAGCAGACAAAGGUUGAGUUCCCAGAGGCUCGCAUCUAUGAAGAGACCCUCAACAUCUUGCUCUACGAGUCUCAAGACGGCCGCGGACCUGACAAUGCACUGCUGGAGGCCACAGGGGGCGCUGCAGGCCGUUCCCAUCACAUCGACGAGGACGAAGAGAGGGAGCGCAUUGAAAGAGUGCGGAGGAUCCACAUCAAGCGCCCUGAUGACCGCACGCAUCAUCACCAGUGACGCCUGCAGUCCGUCCUCUUUUCAGUGCCUUAACAACUGCCAGCGCUUCGGUUACACCCCUCUGUUUGCACACAGACACGUCAGUUAAGUUUAUCCCAGCGAGACAUAGGGAUACUCUCAGAAUCGCUUGUCUUGAUAAUGUUACAUGAAUGUAGCAUAUAGGGCAGAGCAGCGCUGACCUCAUGUGCAUUUUUAAAGACCUCACUUAAAAAAUACAAUGAUGGUGUAAAUGUGAAUAGAAAUGCACAACAGAUGGUUAGUUUUACAGCAAAUUCCAAUUAAUAUAUGAAGUCGAUCAGCUGAACUGUCAUUUACUUGUAUGUUGGCAGCAUAUUGAAAUUUUCCAAAUGAAGUUGUCUGCUGAAGUACUUUUGUAUUUUACAUUAUUUACCAUAUUUGUUUCUGUUUGAGUGAAGACUGAGGGGAGUUCCUGGUGCCUUAUAGAUUAAUCCUGUUCUUUUUUAUUUGUGUGUGUGUGUGUGCAUUGUGUGAUAGACGUUGGAUUUUUGUGGCUUUUGAGUUUAGUUUAUCCCUCUUUUCUUAUUUUCUUUGCUUUGUGUUAGAGCCAGGAUUUCACAGUGCUGAUAGUUUGUCUUACCGAGAUUCAGGAUGAAUUGACAGAUUCUUAAUCUGUCAGUUUUCAUUUUAUUAUGCUUGCGCAAAAACAUUCAUGCACGCUGUCAUUUGAGGAUUGCAUGUGCUGGAUGCAACAGGUCUGUAUGAGUUUGGCCAAUAGAGGGCAGUGUAGUGUUAUGGUGUUUUCACUCAUGCACAAGAGAAGGAGGCACUUUUAAACAACAGUUCUCAAAUUUUCUAUCCCUUUUUAGCUACAAUCCAUAAAAUAGAUUAUGCUGUUACAUAACUUUCUGCUGCACUGUAUUAAAUUCCAUCAAGUUAAUUACGCUUCUGGGUUUUGUAAGUGAUCUCAUUCGAGCAAAGAAACUGAGAUGAAGUCAGAAGCGUUCGGAUGUAUAUCUGUAACUGAGAAAUGGACACAGAGUAUGUGUGUGUAAUUAGAGACCAGACCACGUCAAAGAAGCUCCAGGACGUAGGAGAGUACAGGCUCUCCUCUGCUGCAGUUUGUGGUUAGGAGUUUUAUUUAAAGGUGUAUUUAAACGAAAUCAAAAUAAAAACUUUGAAAUCUGUAAUACUGUAGAGCAGUUUGUACAGAAACGUGCACAUGAAUAAAAAUGUUUUACAUGCAAAUUAUUUAUUCAUAUGUUAUCACAAAUAAAGAUUUCUACAAGUUUUGUAGAUCAAACUGCA